CACUUACAACCCCAACUUCUCACAUCACUUCCCUGUUCUCACUUGGCUGGAUCCCAGCCAGCAGCCCUCUGCCUCAGCGAUGUGGUGGUGGCUGCUGCUGCCCUUACUGUGGGCCCUUGAGCAGGCACAGGCAGAGGAGCCGGGGAAGCUGAGCCAAGCUGACGAUGGUGGUGUCCCCGACAGAAGCUUCUGGGCUGCAUAUAACAGAUACACACUGGAAGUGCCGGAGUCUGUGACCGUGCAGGAGGGUCUGUGUGUCCUUGUGCCCUGCACUUUCUUCCACUCUGGUUUGCAGAGCUCCACUGACACAGUCUUUGGCUACUGGUUCCUGGAUGGGACUAAUGUAGGCCGUGGAUCUCCUGUGGCCACCAACAACCCACAUAGAGACGUGGAUAUGGAGACCCGUGGCCGAUUCCAGCUGGUCGGGGACCCGCAGGACAACAACUGCUCCUUGGGCAUCAGAGAUGCAAAGAGGAAGGACACUGGAAGAUACCUCUUCAGAAUACAGAGCAGUUCUGUGAAACACAGUUACAAAGACAAGCAGCUCUCUCUGUCGGUCACAGAUCUCACGGAGGUCCCUGUUGUGGAUGUGCCCGAGAGCCUGCAGUCUGGACGCCGCAGCAACAUCACCUGUUUGGUGCCGUGGGCCUGUGAGCAGGGGACACCCCCUGUGUUCUCCUGGAGGUCGUCGUCCCCCACGGUCCUGGAACCUGGGGCCAACCCCACCCCUGUGCUCCCCAUCACCCCAUCACCGGAGGAUCAUGGGGCCAAUCUCACCUGCCAGGCAACUUUUCCCGGAGUCGGGGUGACAGUGGAGAGAACCGUGCGGCUCAAUGUAUAUUAUGCACCUCAGAACCUGAGCAUCAGUGUGACACGGGGAGCUGGCACAGGCUCUCAGGUGCUGGCCAAUGGCUCCUCCUUGGAAGUGGAGGAGGGAGAGUCGCUGUGCUUCACAUGCAUCGUCAUGGCCAGCCACCCUCCCGCCACGCUGCUCUGGGCUCGCAAUGACCUGGUCUCGGGACCCUCGCAGCCCUCCGGCAACGAGACCCUGUGGCUGGUCUGGGCGCGGGCUGAGGACAGUGGGGAAUAUGUCUGCCGGGUGCAGAACCCACUGGGCAUGCAGGACACCUCCGUGGUCCUUCUGGUGAAGAGCCCCCUCAAGCUGCUAGGCCCCUCAUGCUCCUGGGGGGCCGAGUGGCUACACUGUACCUGCGCCUCCCGUGCCUGGCCACCCCCCACCCUGCAGUGGCGGCUGGGGGAUGCGCUGCUGGCGGAGGGCAGCGGCAACACCUCGGUCGCUGUCACCUCCAGCUCGGCCAGGCUAUGGGUCAACAGCUCCCUGAGCUUCCGCCAGGGGUUCAGCUCCAGCCUCAGGCUCAGCUGCGAGGCCCAGAACGCAUAUGGAGCCCAGAGUGCCCCGAUCCUGCUGCUACUAGCUCCAAAAGAUACAAAAGGAAUGUGGAGAGGAAUGGUUCAGGGAGCCAUCACGGGAGCUGGAGUCACGGCCCUGCUUGCUGCCGGCCUCUGCCUCAUCUUCUUCGUAGUGAAGACCUGCAGGAGGAAGUCAGUGAGGAAGACCAGGCUUCGGGACAGUGCCCAUCCUGCAGUGAGCUCCUUCUUCCUGGGUCACCUGAAGUCAAGCAGCCCUCCAGAAGGCCCACCGCCUGGCGCAGCCACGCCCCCUGAGACCACACCCCCUAACGAGACCACGCCCCCUAACGAGGCUACGUCCUACAGAUUGGCCUCGCCCACCGAGGGGGAGGAGCCUGAGCUCCACUAUGCCUCCCUCAGCUUCGGCAGCCUGAAGCCCAGGACAACCCAGGACCAGGACUCCAACAACACCGAGUAUGCCGAAGUCAAGAUCCGUAAGGGAUGACCUCUGCUCCUCCAAGCUCAGCUGGACCCCCAAAGUCAUUGCUGACGAAAGUAUGUCCUGGGGACAGAUUCUUCCAGGCAACAGCUCUCUGAGCCCUGGGUUCGAGUCCAGGCUGAGGUGUUACCUCGGCAACUCGCUCGGCCUCUCUGCGCCUCCACUUCCUCCUUCUCCGAAGGGUGGGGUGCAAGCUGCAUCCAGCAAGCUAGGAAGUGUCUGGCUCGUGCUGCUGUGUGCCUUUGGUGACUGUUCUAAGUGCACCUAGUGCUUGGAAACUGAUGGUUCGGUGCUGCGUGACUUGUACCUCAAUAAAACGGUCAUAACUGCAGCCA
Messenger RNA from Dipodomys ordii (Ord's kangaroo rat), 2205 nucleotides. Its product is annotated as myeloid cell surface antigen CD33-like. Gene Ontology annotation, cellular component: plasma membrane. NCBI's taxonomy places the organism in Eukaryota, Metazoa, Chordata, Mammalia, Rodentia, Heteromyidae. Gene Ontology annotation, molecular function: sialic acid binding. Bases 80 to 1876 code for a protein of 598 amino acids. The transcript is spliced from 8 exons. The record is from RefSeq and is a predicted model, not a curated record. Gene Ontology annotation, biological process: cell adhesion.